Dermochelys coriacea (leatherback sea turtle) is the source of this 3196-nucleotide messenger RNA. RefSeq names its product cytochrome P450 1B1-like. Gene Ontology annotation, molecular function: iron ion binding; heme binding; steroid 17-alpha-monooxygenase activity. Lineage: Eukaryota; Metazoa; Chordata; Testudines; Dermochelyidae. The record is from RefSeq and is a predicted model, not a curated record. The coding region runs from base 852 to 2441 and encodes 529 amino acids. Gene Ontology annotation, biological process: progesterone metabolic process; hormone biosynthetic process. The transcript has a single exon.
GGGCAAAGAGGGAGGGGCGGCUCUAUACUGCAGCUUCUGCUGCAAUCAACAACCUUGGAAGUUAAAAAGAGACUCUUUCAAAGCACAAAAGAAUAUCCCUUCCUUGUGUUGAAGUCUCCCAGUGGGGAAAGCCUGUUAAGGCGCUUCACAGAGACCCGUGGUAAAAGCUCUUCUCCUCCUCCUGCUGCUGCUGCUCCGGGAACCGUGUUGCCUUUGGCACAGGGAAGAGUUUGGAAAGUUGCAGACUUUCCUCUUUUGAUGGAUGAAUCUGCUGUUUCAAUUCUCUCCGGGACGAAAUCACGUAAUCGCUUCGCACGGACUUUUCGGGGGACUCUGGGACCACCACAAUGGGAGGAGAGAGGCUCAGCCCCUUUCAAGGCAGCUAUAAAGCCAGGGCAUGCACCCUUCCCAAUCACCAGAGCAGAGCGAGGGAUCUUAGAGAAGGUUAACACAGGACGGGACUGAAAUUACUAGGCAAAGACCCAGGCAAAAAAAAAAAAAAAAAAAAAAAAAAGCGCUCUCUGGUACUGAGUCUCAAGGAUCAACCUGACAAGGCAAUCUGAAGAAACCCAGUCGCUCACGCAAAAACUAUAGGAACUCAGGAUGAGAUUAUGAGACCCUGGAAACUGCAGAGCGAUCUAUAGGCUGAGAGGAGAUUUACUGGGGCUCCAAGCUCAAUAAGGAGCCAUCUCCCGGCGAGCGCACAAGGGAGGCUCCUAGAGGGUUCAGGUGCUGCACUAGUGACCGGCUGGACGGAAGAGAUUCCCCCCCCCCCCGACAGUUUGGGGUCCCAAGAGGCUCCCUAGACUUUUCCCCAGGCCGGGACCCGGAGUCUGGGCGGGGUAAGCGCUAUGGCCACGGGAGGGGAGAGCAGCGGCGGCCGCGCUGGGGAGCCAGCCCCCUGGCUCAGGGACACAGUCCGGCCCGCCCUGCUCCUCGCCAGCGCCUUCUUCCUCUGCCUGUGGGCGAGGAGGCGCCUGAGGCCGCCGAGCGGGAGCCCGCCCGGUCCCUUCGCCUGGCCCCUGCUGGGCAACGUGCUGCAGCUGGGCCGCCUGCCCCACCUCACCUUCUGCAAGAUGGCCCAGCGGUACGGCGACGUCUUCCAGCUGCGGCUGGGCCGGCGGGUCGUGGUGGUGCUCAACGGCGAGGCCGCCAUCCGCCAAGCCCUGGUCCGGCAGGGCGGCCAGUUCGCCGGCCGGCCCGACUUCCCCUCCUUCCGCCUGGUGUCCGGCGGCCGGAGCAUGGCGUUCGGCCGCUACAGCGAGCUGUGGCGAGCCCACCGCCGCCUGGCCCACGCCAGCCUGCGGGCUUUCUCCACCGCCAGCGGCCGCAGCCGGCGGCUCUUCGAGCAGCACGUGGCGGCGGAAGCGCGGGAACUGAUCCGCGGCUUCCUGCGGCGGGGCGCGGGCGGCGCCUACUUCGACCCCUGCCCGCUGUUCACGGUGGCCAACGCCAACGUGAUCUGCGCCCUGUGCUUCGGCCAGCGCUACGGCCACGACGACGGCGAGUUCCGGGCGCUGCUGGGCCGCAACGACAAGUUCGGGCAGACGGUGGGCGCGGGCAGCGUGGUGGACGUGCUGCCCUGGCUCCAGGCCUUCCCCAACCCCGUGCGCCGCGUCUUCCGCGACUUCCAGGCGCUCAACCGCGAGCUGCACGACUUCGUCCGGGCCAAGGUGGCCCAGCACCGGCGCACCUACGACCCGCGGCUCACCCGAGACAUCAGCGACGCCGUCAUCGGCAAGAUCGAGCAGGGCGGCGGCGGGGCGCAGGGGGGGCUCAGCCGGGACUACGUGGAGGGCACCAUGACCGACAUCUUCGGGGCCGGCCAGGACACCACCUCCACCGCCCUCUGCUGGGUCCUGCUGCUGCUGCUCAAGCACCCGCACCUCCAGCGCCAGCUGCAGGCCGAGCUGGACCGCGUGGUGGGCCGGGCCCGGCUGCCCACGGCCGAGGACUGCGGCUGCCUGCCCUACCUGGAAGCCUUCAUCUACGAGACGCUGCGCUUCAGCAGCUUCGUGCCGGUCACCAUCCCGCACGCCACCACCGCCGACGUGGUGCUCCAGGGCUUCCGCAUCCCCAAGGACACGGUGGUCUUCGUCAACCAGUGGUCGGUCAAUCACGACCGGCACAAGUGGAAGGACCCCCACCUCUUCGACCCGGCCAGGUUUUUGGACGGAGAGCAAAAGCUGGACAGGGACCUGACCUGCAGCGUCAUGAUCUUCUCCAUCGGCAAGAGGAGGUGCAUCGGCGACCAGCUCUCCAAGCUGCAGAUCUGCCUCUUCACCGCCAUCCUCCUGCACCAGUGCACCUUCGAGGCCAACCCGGCCGAGCGGCUCACCAUGGACUGUAUCCACGGGCUAGCCCUCAAACCUCUGCCCUUCACCGUCUCGGUGAAAAUGAGAGACACCCCUCAGAGCUGCUGGGCUGGGGAUGCCCAGUGAAGAACCACCCUACUCCGAGCUCUCUGGCUGCACUCUCUUUGCUGCGCUGGGCAUGCCGGCUCGCCCUGCCUACACUCAAGAGCAGAUAUCUGCCAGUCGGAACGCUCUCUGUAUAGCUUUAGGUAAGAUCACUGCUUGUAUGCAGGGUUUUCUCCCCCGCGCGGGGCAGUUGCUCCCUUUCCCAGGAAAGUCAGAAGCCCUUUACGGUGAAUUUCUGUUACCUCCCCUUAGAAAGCCUCCAGCCGGUAAGGAGGGAACAGAAAGGAUCGCUCGCUGCCGGAGGCUGUCUGCCCGCUGCUCGCCACAAGCUUUGUUGCUCAGUAGUCUUCUGUCUGCUCCGUGUUAGGUCAGCUCUGACUCCGAUGCAGUUUCAUUCCAUUUCCGAUGGGUAGUGACAGCAUGUGGGUCCAGAGGCGACCUGAACACAGCACCUACUGCCAAGUGAGCUGUAGUUACCUUGAGGAUGCCUUUUUGCAGGUCUGGAGUCUCAGCGAUUUUCGCUUUCUAGAGAUCAGACGUUUCCGAUCUCUGGCUACAUAGGGGAAGUCCUUCAACCUGGCUUCUGUAUGUGGCAGAGGUUUGAGCAGCAAGCUCAGCCUGAAGGCAAAAGGCUGGAGAAAAGAAACGCUGUCUUUGCUAACUUCCCCGAAUUACUGUUGACAUAAGAGGGUCGGCGUAUUCGCACUGCCCCUUAUUAAAACUUCAGAGCCUUACAACAGCUCAUAGCAAGAAGUGAAGGGAUCUAGAUUAAUACU